CGUCGCUGUAAAACUUGUUUAGCGUGUAAAUAAUCCUUAUUUCUUCCAUCUUUUAUUAUUUCCGUGCAUCCGCUGCUAACCGUCCACCAUGUCCGGCUACACAGAGGAAUACAUCCGGCAGAAGCUGAUCGAAAAGCUGGAGGCAACGCAUGUGGAAGUGGUCGAUGAAUCAGAUGGUUGUGGCGGCAAAUUUCGUGUCGUAGUCGUUUCCACCCAGUUUCAAGGCAAACCUCUACUCCAACGGCACAGGCUAGUGAAUGCUGCGCUGGAAGAGGAACUGAAAACGAUUCACGCUUUCUCGCAAAAAACCUACACCCCGGAGCAGUGGGCCGGUGAAGCUGGUCCCUAGAUUAGGUGUCCAUUUGUUAUAUUUGAACCACCCGAAC
Messenger RNA from Anopheles moucheti, 386 nucleotides. RefSeq names its product bolA-like protein 2. Gene Ontology annotation, cellular component: cytosol; nucleus. The record is from RefSeq and is a predicted model, not a curated record. Gene Ontology annotation, biological process: intracellular iron ion homeostasis. Bases 89 to 349 code for a protein of 86 amino acids. Lineage: Eukaryota; Metazoa; Arthropoda; Insecta; Diptera; Culicidae. The transcript is spliced from 3 exons. Gene Ontology annotation, molecular function: 2 iron, 2 sulfur cluster binding.